This is a messenger RNA of Notothenia coriiceps (black rockcod), 462 nucleotides long. RefSeq names its product lysophosphatidylcholine acyltransferase 2-like. The transcript is spliced from 3 exons. Gene Ontology annotation, molecular function: calcium ion binding. The annotation marks the transcript as partial. The record is from RefSeq and is a predicted model, not a curated record. Lineage: Eukaryota; Metazoa; Chordata; Actinopteri; Perciformes; Nototheniidae.
CCACCGUCUGCUUUCAGGGCUCUGGGAGUUCCAGUGACCGACCACACGUAUGAAGACUGCCGCCUGAUGAUCUCAGCCGGUGAGCUAACGCUGCCCAUGGAGGCCGGCCUGGUUGAGUUCACCAAAAUUAGCCGUAAACUCAACCUGAAGUGGGACAACGUGAAGAAGGAGCUGGAGGGCUUUGCGUCCAUGGCCACUUCUUGUAAAGGAGGACGGAUAAACAUCGAGGAGUUUUCCUCCUUCCUGAAGCUACCUGUCAACCCGGCCCUCGAGGAGCUGUUCGCACUGUUUGACAGGAACGGAGAUGGCACCAUAGACUUCAGAGAGUACGUUAUCGGCGUGACCAUCUUGUGUCGACCAGCCAACACCGAAGAUGUGCUUCGCAUGGCUUUUAAGGUAUGGAAGAUAUAUUGUGAUAUUACAGUGCUGCUACGAGGGACAGGAGAAAUAGCAGUCAUGUAG